Messenger RNA from Phytophthora sojae, 2073 nucleotides. RefSeq lists its product as hypothetical. The coding region runs from base 1 to 2073 and encodes 690 amino acids. NCBI's taxonomy places the organism in Eukaryota, Oomycota, Peronosporomycetes, Peronosporales, Peronosporaceae. Gene Ontology annotation, molecular function: electron transfer activity; heme binding. The transcript has 4 exons. The record is from RefSeq and is a predicted model, not a curated record.
AUGUCUGCUUCUCCACUCACGUCGUCGCCUUCGUCGUCGGCCGCCGGCGUCCCUCUGCUGAGUGCUGCCCCGUCGUCGACCUACAGCCACGGAGAUUGCACCGCCUGUCACUCCCUUGGUCGAUCUAUACCGGCCGCGGCUCCAUACUCCGGUUCGCAGCCAUCUCUAUCGGAACGCGCGCGCAUUAUCCAGGCUGCUCAAGUCACCGCGGCCCUCGAUCACGAGGUGCUGGAUCUCCGGGGCCGUCUUGACGUCGCCCAGAAUCUUCUUGAAGCAUCUGGUCGCCACACUGCAAGUCUUCAUCGAGCCAUCCAUGAUCGGGAUCUGGAGGUUCAACGCGUGCGCAACGAAGCCGACGGUCUUCUCCGAGAUCUCCAGCAGGCCCUGAACACCGAAGUAGAACGCCGUCAGCAAGCCGAAGCUGCUGAACAACAAGUACGCGCAGAUCUCGCACGGGUCGCCGCUCGCUCAGCUGAUGCCGAUGAAGUCACUCCGUCCGCUGCAGCAUCGCCCUCUAACGUCGUCCCCAGUCAGUUGGAGAUCGCCCUCGGAGAUCUGGAUGAUAUACGAGCCGAGCUGGCAGAUAUCAAGGCUACCUGGACCCCUCCUCCCACUGCAUCGGUGACCCCAGGUGGCCGACUGUUGGCUGCCAGCGAAGCUGCCACUGAUGGUGAUCGGACUAGUGACGGACGCGCGGGACGUGCCCUGCAACGAUCCAAUGCCGAACGAGACAGAUCUCGCAAUCAAUUGCCCCAAGCAGAGGCGACAAUCGACAGGUUGCAGACCGAGUUGGCGCAAUCGCGCACGCUGGUCAACAAAGCAGCGCCACAGAUAGUCGCCCUUCGCUUGGAUGCGUCCAAAGCUCGUGAGGACGCAGAAGCAGCACGACGAGAAGCGGCGGCGGCGUCGAAGAAGGCGCAAGACGGUGCACAGCGGCAUAAGGUGGCUGGGAAGCGACUGGAGGAGUUGGAGAGGAAGAUCACUUGGCUGACUCAGCAUAACACCGUUCUACGGCGUGAGAACGUCGACUUCAAGAACAGUUUGGAGCAUCGUCAGGCUGAUCUCGCAACAGCUCAGGAUCGCGCAGUGGCUGCAGAACGAGAGCGAGCGGAGGCCUCCUUCGCUCGCGACGACUUGCAGGCGGAGCUGGAUGUGAGUCGACAGUCGCUGCUGAAGGAGCAGGCUUCUUGUGCUGAUCUCCGCAGCAAACUAGCGGAGCGUGAGGAACACCUUGGAGCGUUGCGCAACUUGAUCAAUCUGGUACCUGCGCCGACUCCGCAACCUGAGGUGGAACGAUGCGUGGCGUCGGCCUCUUCCAGUUCGUCUCUUGCCACACUGGCGUCAACGGCCACGAGCCUUGUCUCCUCUGAUCCUCCAGCGCGAACAUCUUCGCAGCAGCUCCCGUCUGGCUCAGCAAAGCGAAGUGGGGAUCUCUCUUCUGAUCCAACGUCACAGUCGAAGCGUGCAAAGCGCGCCGUUGCGACUACCGAGGGAGCGCCAGCUGAGUUGUCUUCCUCUACGGCGAUGGCUUUAUACAAAGCGAGUCCCUGGAAGAUCUUCCUGGAUAACAUGCCCGACCCAGUCUCGUUCGACAUUGGAGAUCCCCGCUUCCAACCUCUUCUGGCCAUCAUCCGCGAUGUGCUGACUCGGAACGAUAAUCGUGGCGCGCUUGUGUUCUGGGAGAUCACCCACUCCAUCGAGAUUUCCAUUUCCAAGGACAGCGCUGAGUCUUGGGAGGUGAAGUUCACUUCGGAUCGUAAGAAUCGGACAUCCCACUUUGUAAAGAUGCUGCUGCCUGUGUUCGAAGAAGUGGCCCGCCUGUGCAAGGCUCAUGUGUGCGACUUGGACAUUCUUCUGGAGCCAUUCUUCCUGCCGCUGAUCGCAACGUGCCCGUGGUUCCCUAAGGGAGCUUCUGGUGCCUCUGGAGAUCUGUUACACGUCUUACGAACGACUGACGAGGCGGAGCCGUGGCGCCUGUUCUACUGGAAUGCUCGUGCCAAACACCCAUCGAUGAACGAACCCACCCACACGCGCCUUCGAGGCAAGUUCAAGGCGACCUCGUCAAUCGCCUAG